Phyllostomus hastatus (greater spear-nosed bat) is the source of this 4727-nucleotide messenger RNA. It is a transcript of the gene SGCA, whose product is annotated as sarcoglycan alpha. The record is from RefSeq and is a predicted model, not a curated record. Lineage: Eukaryota; Metazoa; Chordata; Mammalia; Chiroptera; Phyllostomidae. The transcript is spliced from 10 exons. Gene Ontology annotation, cellular component: membrane; sarcoglycan complex. Bases 176 to 1339 code for a protein of 387 amino acids. Gene Ontology annotation, molecular function: calcium ion binding.
AGAUUCAGCUCUGGGUGGGGAAGGGAGGGCUCCACUGGCUGAGCAAGGGCCCAGCUGCUCUGGGGCACCUCCCGUCCCUCCCCCGGCCCUGCUCCAGGCCCCUGUCUCCGUCACUCACAGGGUGCCUGUCUCUGUCACUCCGUCACCGUCACUGGGGCCGCCUGGCUGGGCCGCCAUGGCCGCUGCGCCUGUCUGGACUCCUCUCCUUGUGGGUCUCCUGGCAGGGCUGGGGGGCACCGAGGCCCAGCAGACCACUCUGCACCCGGUCGUGGGCCGUAUCUUCGUGCACACGCUGGACCAUGGAACCUUCUUCAGCCUUCCUGAGCCUGGCGCCGACCCGCCCACUGUCUCUGUCACCUACCAUGCCCACCUCCAGGGUCACCCAGACCUGCCUCGGUGGCUUCGCUACACCCAGCGCAGCCCCCACCAGCCUGGUUUCCUCUACGGUAGUCCCACCCCAGAAGAUCGUGGACGCCAGGUCAUUGAGGUCGUAGCCUACAACCGGGACAGCUUCGACACCACCCAGCAGAGGCUGGUGCUGUUGAUUGGGGACCCAGAAGGCCCCCUGCUGCCGUACCAGGCUGAGUUCUUGGUGCGCAGCCAUGACGUGGAGGAGGUGCUGCCCUCGACACCUGCCAGCCGCUUCCUCACAGUCCUGGGGGGGCUCUGGGAGCCGGGAGAGCUCCAGCUGCUCAACAUCACCUCUGCCUUGGACCGUGGGGGUCGUGUUCCCCUUCCCAUCGAGGGACGCAAGGAAGGGGUAUACAUCAAGGUGGGCUCUGCCUCACCGUUUUCCACCUGCCUGAAGAUGGUGGCGUCUCCCGACAGCCAUGCUCGCUGUGCCCAGGGCCAGCCUCCGCUUCUGUCCUGCUACGACACCUUGGCCUCUCACUUCCGUGUUGACUGGUGCAAUGUGUCCCUGGUGGAUAAGUCGGUGCCAGAGCCUGCAGACAAGGUGCCCACCCCAGGAGAUGGGAUCCUGGAACGUGACCCCUUCUUCUGCCCACCCACGGAGGCCACAGCCAGGGACUUCCUGACCGACGCCCUGGUCACCCUCCUGGUGCCUCUGCUGGUGGCCCUGCUGCUCACCCUGCUGCUGGCCUAUGUCAUGUGCUGCCGCCGGGAGGGACGGCUGAAGCGAGACCUGGCCACCUCUGACAUCCAGAUGGUGCACCACUGCAGCAUCCUCGGGAACACGGAGGAGCUGCGGCAGAUGGCAGCCAGCCGAGAUGUGCCCAGGCCGCUCUCCACCCUGCCCAUGUUCAACGUGCGCACGGGUGAGCGGCUGCCUCCCCGCGUGGACAGUGCCCAGGUGCCCCUCAUCCUGGACCAGCACUGAGGGCCUGCCAGCCUCCCCCAGCCCUCACAGCCCGUUUACUCACUUCCUCCUGGGAGCCCUCCGAGGUAGCCGAGGUAGCCGAGGGCUGCUGGCCCGCCCUCUGGACUCAGCGUGUGGCCGUUUCCUCAAAUUCUCUGGCGCCGGUCUUCAUCCUCACAGAACCUCACAACGAGGGAUUACUGGAUCAUUUACAGACAAGGAAACUGAGGCCCAGGGAGAGAGAGUGACUUACCCAAGGUCACAGAGCAAGCAAGCGUCAGAGCUUGGAUUCACACCGGGCGCGUCUGCCUGUCCCUGGAGGGAGGGCUGAGAGGUGCUGGGAGUGGGGGAUCCAGGCUCUCUCCGGCCCAGAUCCCAAGAGGGAGGGCCCCUUGGUAAGUCAUGUCGGGAAAGAACCCGAUGUAGCCAUGGAAAGAGAUGUCGGGACGCAGGACCCUGGCUGCCCAGACUCAACGCCCCCUGCCUGGGGGGCUCCUCCAGGGGCUUCUUGGUGUGGUCCCCAAGGGCACCCUGGAGAGCUCAGUGGGCCAGGAGGGAACCCCAGCCUGUUUUCCCCAGGUGGUGACGACCAGAGCAGGCUGCCGUCCGGGCCACCAGCCUCCAAUGUGGCUGCCCCCUUGGGAGGACACACCCGAGAGGGCUCAGAGAAAGGAUGCAGCCCGGGUGCUGGCUCCAGGCGGCAGCUGCAAGAGAAUCCAAAGGAGGAGGGCAGGACGUCAGCCCGGUGCCCCUGUGCCUCCAGAUCCCCUUUUUAGUUCUGUGCACGGCUCGGGUGGACCUCGGGGACCCACCACUGCUCUGGAACUGACUCUCAGCCGUUCUUCUCCACCCCCUCUCAGCCCACCCUCCACCCCUCCACCCUCUCCAACCUUUCCCCUCUCCCCAGGGGUGGUGAGCAGGGCCAUGGAGAUGCACUGGGAGUUCCCCCUCACCCGAGACGGGGCCCAGGCUUGGGCUGGCGGGCUGGGUGGACCGGACCAUGUCUGCAAUCUAACGGAGGUGGCCCCCGGCCAAGGAUUCCUGAGGAGGGUUGCUUCUCUGAAUACUGUGUCCCAGUGUUCAGAAAUGGAUAGACAGAGGGGUCACAAGGGCCCCCAAAUUGUCCUUGUACCCCCUUCUUUCUCUCCCCAGAAUCCCUAUCUUCAGAAUCCAUCCCGAAUCCAUCCCCCGCUAGGCCUCCACUCUAACCUUCCCAGUCCCCCACCAGGGUCUCACUCCUGGACCCCACACUACAGCCCCCCCUGGUCCUCCCCACUUCCUCCCUGCCCACCAGUCUCCUCUCCAACAGCAGCUGGGCCCAUCCUUUAAAAGGGAAAAUCAGGGGUCUUAUCCUGUGCUCUCAACUCCCAGUGGGUGCACAGGCCUGUCCACCUCCCUGACCUCGGCACCUCACUGUCCCUCCACUCUCCGGCUGCAGCCACACUGCCCUGCCUGCUGGCAUACUUGUUUCAGGCCUUGGCCUCUGCUCUGCCCCCUGGCAGGACCCCAGGUCCCCUGCAGCCCACGCAAUGAAUGGCCUCCUCCUUGCAAAUUCAGAUCCUCAGAGAGGCCGUGCCCCCCCUCGGAGAGCCCCAGCUGGCCCGGCCUCGGGGCACCAAGCACUCCCCACUCUCUGAGAAAGUCUGUUCUGUUUGCUGCCUUGUGGGGGUCUUAAACUCUGGGAGGGCAGGAUUCUGCGUGCCCCCAGGGGGUGCAGUGCCCACACACAGCAGGCACUCUGGAAAGAUGUUCUGAAGGAAGGAGGUCUGGUUGCUCAGAGCUCGGUUGCCCCUCACUGGGCAAAGAGGGUGAGCAAAGCCAUUGCUAACGCUUCUAUCACGACGUUCUGCGUGACACCCCCAGCCCCGCCCCCGGGGGCACCCCAUACCCAGUAGUUAAUCCCAUAAGCAUCUGUGGAGGCUGGCAGCGGCUCAGCGUGUGGGCACUGAGAGGGCUCCACAGACGUUUGUUGCAGACACGGGUCUCUGGGUGUCCGCCCCCAAGCACACGGGUUCUCUGGCAAGCAGGUGCCUCUGACUUCUCAUCUGCAAUUUCCUCCUUUCUCUGGGGGCCCCUCCUCUGGCCGAAAACUAGGAGCUGCACAGAGCCUGCUCAGUGUGGACUCUCCAGCAGCUGGCCUGCAGUCUGGGGCAGCUCCUCCCUGAAUUCUACCCCCUUGGGGAGGGGGCAGCCCUCUGUGCUCCCACCUCGGAUCUCUGCCUCCUUCCUGUGCCAGCCAGGACUGGAAGAGUCCAAGGCCAGCCCCUCGCUCGCUUCCCUCUGCUUCCCUGCUCUGCCUUGGGGUCUUGGCAGCACCUUGCCCUGCCCUCUUCCCUCGCAGCUCCACACAGCAAACAGGAGUCUGGCUGCCGGUCUGGGAGGAAGUGGCCCAGACAAGUAGCGGGGAGGAUGGUGCGACUGCAGAGGACACAAGCCGUGCCGGUCAUACAUGCACACAUGCACGCACGCAUGCCCAGCCACCCCUGGCAGCACGGGGUGGGCCAUGGGCACACUCAGCACCCUCUACACACUGACGGGUAAGAUUCCACUGGCAGCCACACCCUGCCCCCUGCCACGGCCAAGGACAAAAAAGCCACAGUGUCCCCCCCACCUCCGCCCUGAGAUUCAGUCUCCCCCACGACGCUUGACCUUACACCUUGCUCCACCCUCAGUCCCUGCGAUCCUUCAGCAGGCACUGCCCACGUGGCCUGGUGAGCAGCCUCCACCUUCACCCUAAAUGGCUCCCACGCACAGCCUGACUCUCGAUGUCCUCUCACCACCUCUCAGUCAGCAAGGAGGGUCCCUGCCAGCCGUGGGGACACGGGGCACCGCCUGCGUCCGGUCCCAGCCCUCACCUGCACACUUCUCCUUUAUUCUUGAAGCACACACACACUGCACUUCCCAGAGAGUGCCCUUGCUGUAGCUGUUGGGGGCAGGGGCCCGACUGAGCAGGGCUCAAACCCCAGCCUGGCAGCUACUCACAGACAUGCAUCGGAACUGCCUCGGGCCCGCCUCGGGCCCUUGUGAGAAUCUGUGAGGGCCCAGGGAGUGUCUGGCAUCGGGCGGCUCCCAAGCAUGGAAACAUUAUUACGUACAAGUACUCACACAAUCACCCCAAAACCCGGGGCCUGUGGGACCUCCCUGCCCCCUGAGAUCCAGGUUAAGUGGGUUCACUUUCCAUUCUGUGCCCUGUGAAGAGUUUGAGCUCUCCCUGUGAGCCUAGGGCGGAGCUGAAACUUGCAGGCUCCUGGGCACAGAUCUGCUGCCCAGCGCUGUGCUGUCCGCUGCGGCGGCUGCUGGCCGCCUCUGGCCACGCAGCACUGUGGACGUGGCCGGUCUGAACCGAGAAAGGCUGCCAGGGCAGUGAGAACGAUAAUCUUGGGGGAUAGAUCGGAUUAAAUAAAAUAAA